Molecule: messenger RNA, 412 nt
Organism: Baudoinia panamericana UAMH 10762
Lineage: Eukaryota; Fungi; Ascomycota; Dothideomycetes; Mycosphaerellales; Teratosphaeriaceae
Exons: 2
Coding region: 84-374 (96 amino acids)
Source: RefSeq, a predicted model, not a curated record
CCAGGGAAGCUCUUCGAGGUAGCAGGUCCAUUAGGUCGAAGGCGCAGCACCGCCGUGGCAACUGCACUAUCUGAACAGCACGUAUGGCGGCGAAGCGCGAUCUAAAGACAAGCAGUUCCUUGUCAUGCGUACACCAUGCAGGCAAGACGGCCGACCAUCUUCGUUCCGGACAGCACAGCUACCGAAGAAGUACGGACUCAUCUCGGAGAGCGCUGAGGUCUCUGCAGAAAGGACGUCCACGAGGCGCGGAAGCGGUCUGUCACUGUCAGUCAACCACGCCGCAUACCACCGGAGAAGCAUCGCACGCAAUCGUCGGUAGUGCCUCGCUGCAUCGUAGUUGUGGAUGCACGCUACAUUACUACCUAGAUGAUUGAACUUCACAGUACUACGCCCACUGUCUCAGCCCACCGAA